AUGAAGUUCGGUUUUGCUUCGAUCGUGGCGGCGCUGCUUGCCGGCGUCACCCUCGUCGCGGGUAAACGUCCGUUGACGGUGGAUAUCAACAGCCAAAAUCAGCCCAAUGCCAUUGCCCAUGUAUUUUAUGACACUAACCGUUACCUCAAGAACGUGUAUAUGCCCAGGAGGGGUGAGGAUCUUACCUCCGUAGUUAACAUUGUGAGGGACGGUAAGCGCAAGGGGACUCAAGUGUUGUACACCGCCCCCUACGGUCAGCGCGUAUACAGGGUCUUCGCCUUCGGUUCGGAGGUGUACAACCUUGUGAUUAUUUACGCAAGUGAUCAAAUUAAGGCGUGGAGGAGAAGUGGAAAGUGGUUCCAGCCCAUUCGUACCGAGAAGAACUACCUUGGUCGCUACUUCACGGUGGAGAAUGUUGCCAUUCGCUGCAAUGACCACCAAUUCCGCGACUUCGAUGUCAUGAUUGACACCCACUGUGACCCUCGCUUGGGCCAAUUCAAGGUGUACAUUACCCUCCACGGCAGAAAGACCGCCCUUGAGAGGGUGCUCGCAGCAGGCGACCUAAACGCCCCCGUCAUCACGUACGAUGACUUCCUGCAGGAUGUGGCUCUCACUGGAUACAGGUGGCCGAAGGCGUUCCUCGAGUUGGUCGCAGACGAAAGGCUUAAGGAUAAGGAAGCGCGCUUCAGGCAAAUGUUGAACGAGGCCAAGUUACAUGCGCGUCACGAGGAAUUCGCGGAGGAUAUGGAGUUCUACAUGGUGAAUGAGCACGCUAUUGCUUCUGGUGGUGGUUAUGAUAUUGGUGAGCCUGGAUACAUUCAGGAUGAGGACAUCAGGGCUGAGCUCGACAGCCUGGAUGCCGAAGAGGCCGAGACACACGUCAAGCAUGAGAAGGCCAAGGAGGAUGCCAGGCAUGCUAUGUUCGAUAACCUCACCGGUACUGCCUGGCCUCCGGCAUACGAGGAGACUGAGGAGACCGAGGAGACUACCGAGGGUGGUGAGACCACCGAGGGUUGGGAGACUGUCGGAGGUGGUGAGACUUCCGAGGAUGAAGACUCUGCCGACAAAGAUGAGGACGAAGCCAGCGUUGUCAUCUACGGUCCGGAGGAUGUGCCUUCUGAGGAUGAGGAUGAGUCAGAUGUCACAUCUGUCAGUGAUUCCGUCUCCGUCGUUUCGACUGAAACUGAUUCGUCUGAUGACGAGAGCAUCAUCGUGCGUGGCAAGCCGAAGACCGAGCUGCCGUGGUACAAGCGCAUCUUCUGCUGCUCCAAGGAUACUGCUCAGAGCUCGGAAGUCGACUCCCCGGCAACCAAGAAGAAGUGCCCUGUUGCUGUCACUACCGAUGCUGAUGAUGAAGAGACCAGCGAGGAGGGAGAAUCUGACACCGAAACCGAGACAGACUCCGACGUUAGCGGUUCUGUUCAGUCUGGUACUGAGGAUGAUGAUGAUGAUGACGAUGACGACGACGAUGAUGAAGAAGAGACCGGAAGUGAAUUGACCGAGGAUGAUGAUGACGACGACGACGAUGAUGACGACGAAGAGACCGGAAGUGAAUUGACCGAGGAUGAUGAAGACGAGGAAGAUGAGGAAGAUGAUGAAUCAGGUAAGGUUACCGAAUGCUCGGCUGUAACUCGUGUUUCAGGUAGCGGCGAAGGUUCUUCCCAGGCUGACGGCAGCAGCCCAACCAUUUCCAGGGAGGAGGCCCUCGAGGUCUUGGAGAGCUUCAACCGUGACUCUGGAUGGGUUCACGUCAACGACACUGAAGAGGAGGUUGCUCCCGGUCUCGUCAAGGUCCACUCCAAGUGGAUGCGCGUGACCAAGACUGACGGUGAAGACCAGGUCUGCACCAUUGGCGAAGAUGGUGAGAAGGUAUGCGUGCCUGUAGAGGAUGCUGCCGAGGGCUCCGAAGUUGGAAGUGCUACCGGAGCAUCUGGUGUUGAAGGCGGUGAGAAAUCGUCCGAUGUUGACUCUGAGGAGGUUGCCGAAGAGCACUCCGAAACACACUCUGCCGUGUCAGCGCAUGAUGAGGAUGGCUUGUCAUUCGUCGACUCCGACGAAGAGGAAGAGGCUGGCGAGGUUAAAUCGCAAGAGGAUGCUAUCGAGGAGCCCGUGUGCGAGGUUCGUCAGGCGCCUGCUGUUGAAGCCAUCAGGGCUAGGAAGACCCGUGCCCCGUGGUUCAAGCGUGUGUUCUGCUGCGCUAAGGACAACUCUGAGGGCUCAGUAGUCGACUCCAUGGUCGACGAUGGAACUCCUUGCCCCGCAACUGUCGCCGAAUCAGUUAACGGCAAUGAGACCGACGCGGAGGCUGAGGCCGAGGCUGAAGCUGAGGCUGAAGCUGAGGCUGAAGCUGAGGCCGAGGCUGAGGCUAAGGCUGAGGAAAUUGCCGAAACUGAAGACGCCGAACAGUCUGGUCCUGAGGGCUACGAAGCCAGGCGCCACUCCAGCCACCUCAGCAACUUGGACAUCGAAAAUGGUUCUAACGUGUCUGAUUCCGACUCCGUCCGUGACCCGAGGGAAGGUGGUUUCACCGCAACUAGCGUUGGUGACGUAGAUGAUGCCGCAUCGGGAUCCAGGAACCUGAGGGAUUCGGCACCUGGAGACGAAGAAGGCGAAAAGGAUGACAGUGAGAUUUUGACGUAA
Molecule: messenger RNA, 2640 nt
Organism: Babesia bigemina
Lineage: Eukaryota; Apicomplexa; Aconoidasida; Piroplasmida; Babesiidae
Exons: 1
Coding region: 1-2640 (879 amino acids)
Source: RefSeq, a predicted model, not a curated record